UACUGGCCAUCGCUCUUGACUGACUGAGAAAUAAGCCAAUGAAACCAAGCCUAUCGGGAAGGGGCGUACCCCGCGGGCAGUCAAAUUUGCGCGGUUUGGUCCUGGCGUAGUCAUGGCUGCCUUCCGCGAUAUCGAGGAGGUGAGCCAGGGACUGCUGAGCUUGCUGAGCGCUAACCGCGCCGAGGCGCAGCAGCGGCGGCUGCUGGGGCGCCACGAGCAGAUAUUGGAGCGGCUGCUGGAGACGCAGGACGGCGCCGAACAGCGGCUGCAAGAGACACUGGCUACAGAAGAAGAGGUGGCCCAAAGCCUUCUUCACUCAAAGGAGCGCAGCUGCCAGGGGAACGCGGAGCUACAGCAGCUGGAGGCCGAGCUCCAGAGGGCGGCUGAGGACGAUGCCCAUCUGCAGGCCAGCCUCCUUCAGCUCACCGGAGAGCUGGAGGAGCUCAGGGAGCUGGAGGCCGAUCUGGAAAGACAGGAGAGAGAUGUUGACGAGGACACGACUGUCGUCAUCCCUUCUGCCGUGUAUGUGGCUCAACUUUAUCACCGAAUGAGUAAAAUAGAGUGGGAUUACGAGAGCGAGCCAGGAGUGAUCAAAGGCAUCCAUUACGGCCCCAGUGUGGCCCAGCCCAUCCACCUGGACAGCACCCAGCUCUCCCAGAAAUUCAUCAGUGACUACCUCUGGAGCCUGGUAGACACCGAGUGGCAGCCAGGAGCCUCGUGACCUGCAGAAUCGGCCUUGGCGGGUGGUGGGUAGCUCCGUGGUGAUCAGUUUAAAUAUCUGUAUAUAUUCUGCUGUCGAGUACAACUAAGUAGAACAAAUAAAAAAA
This is a messenger RNA of Ictidomys tridecemlineatus (thirteen-lined ground squirrel), 827 nucleotides long. RefSeq names its product SPC24 component of NDC80 kinetochore complex (gene Spc24). Gene Ontology annotation, molecular function: microtubule binding. Gene Ontology annotation, cellular component: Ndc80 complex. Gene Ontology annotation, biological process: chromosome segregation. The record is from RefSeq and is a predicted model, not a curated record. Lineage: Eukaryota; Metazoa; Chordata; Mammalia; Rodentia; Sciuridae.